GAGGAUGGGCAAAGCAGAGCUUGCGAUGACGCCGCUCCAGCAGUGGGGUGAAGAGGUGGAAGACGGGGCUAUAUACAGCAUCAUCCUUCAGCGAGUGAGAGCCGAGCCUCUGGCCAAGAGAUCCUGUCACCUGGAUGACCACAGCCCCCCGGAGUGUCCUUUUGUACAGUACCGCACCUGCAAGAGACGUGUGUUGAGAGCUGCCACACUCCCCAGGCUGGUGAAAUGGCUGGCAUCUGGCAAUGUGGAGGGUGACUGUGACUGCAUACCUGACUUCCUGGCCACCUACCAAGCUUUUGCCACCCCUGCCCAAGUGCUUGAACUGCUGUUGCCCUUGGGACCAGAGAAGGCAGUGUUGCAGAUGUUGGAGCUCUGGCUAAAAGAUCACCCUGAGGAUUUCUGGGAGCCCCCUGAGCACUCCAGCCUGCAAAAAACCUUCCAUUUUCUGCAGCACUCUGCUCCAGACUCCCCAGCAUGUGCUCUUGCUGAGGAACUGCUGCAAACCCAUCAGAAAGAAAGGGAGGAGGGAGAUGUAAGAAGACCAGAAGCUAAAAUGAGCCCUGAUGGUAGGAAUUCCUCAUGGACAAUGGUUAUACUGGAAAUGGGACUGGUGCCGGUGACUGGUGAAACACCAAGGGGAUAUGAGGAGACACCAACCUUGCUGUCCUUUUCUGUGGAUGAAGUGGCUGAGCAGUUAACCCUGAUGGAUGCUAACCUAUUUAGGGCAGUGAGGCUGUUCCACUGCCUGGGUUGUGUCUGGUCCCAGAGAGACAAGAAGGAAAAUCAGCACAUAGCUCCCAGCGUCCGUGCUACUGUGGCCCAGUUCAAUGCAGUCACCAGUUGUGUCAUAGCUUCUGUGCUUGGAGACCUAUCGCUGCGAAUUCCACAGCGUGCGCAACUACUAGAGAAAUGGAUCAACAUUGCUCAGAAAUGUCGGGUCCUCCGGAACUUCUCCUCACUCCAUGCAAUCCUCUCUGCUCUGCAGUCCAACCCCAUCUACCGACUGAAGCGUACCUGGGCUGCUGUCAACAGGGACACUCGCGGUGCCUUCCGAAAACUCUCGCAGAUCUUUUCUGAAGACAACAAUCACUUGAACUGCAGAGAAAUCCUGAUUCAGGAAGGUGGGACUCAAGGCUUGUGUGAUGGACGCAACAGCCCUCAAGUGCCUACCCGGGCAUCUCUGAAGCUGAGACCUCCAGCCAGGCCAGUGGUUCCCACCAUCCCAUAUCUGGGCACUUUUUUAACUGAUCUCAUCAUGCUGGACACGGCACUCCCAGAUUUCGUGGAGGGCAACCUCAUCAACUUUGAGAAAAGACGCAAGGAAGCAACAAUCCUCUUCUUGAUCCGUCAGCUACAGGAGUCAUGUCAAGGAUACAACCUUCAUCCAAACCUCUCCUUUUGCAAAAUCUUCCUGCAGCAUCCACAGCUUUCUGAGGAACAGAGCUACCGGAUUUCCCGUAUCAUCGAACCACCGGCAGAUUCUUGUCCCAACUCUCCAAAGUUGCAUCGCAGCCUGACCAAACGUUUCAGCUCACUCCUCCUGGGCACAGAAUCCUCUGCCCCUCCUCCAGGCCCUGAAAAAUCUGGAAUUUCACCCCUGGGCUCCUGCAGCAGCCUUGAAACUGAAGAUGUGUCCAGUGCCCCUUGCUCCCCAACAUGGGGAUCCCCUACUGUCAAGAACCUGCCUGCAUCUCAGUCCAGAGCCUGCCCUUUGCUUGAGUUGUCCCUGCCAUCCCCUACCUUGAAGCAGAGAGGGACAGAAGCACGCAUCAUCCGUGUCAGUAUGGACAAUGAGCAUGGCAAUGGCAACCUUUAUCGCAGCAUUUUGAUCACCAGCCAGGAUAAGACCACAGCUGUGGUUCAGCGUGCCUUGCAGAAGCACAAUCUAGAAGGGGACACCCCAAGUGACUACCGACUCCUACAGCUUUUAGAGGAUGGCCAAGAGCUGCUGAUUCCUGAUGGGGCCAACGCUUUCUAUGCCAUGAACCCUAGCAGCCCUCAUGACUUCUUCCUGUGCCACAAGAAAGGAACCACCAAACCACCUGUCUUGGGGGUUACACAGGCUUGUCGCAAAACCACCUCCCACAGCACUCUCACGCUCAAGGACUGUAGCACCAGGGUGCUUUCUACCACAUCAUGCCCCACUUCUUCUUCCAGUGCCCCACACCUUGUAACUCCUAGGGUUUGCCCAUCGCUCCCUGUUAUGGAGCCACAACUCAGGCCAAAUUUUCUGGCACCCCCAUUUCCACCUUCUCCCUCUUGGUUCUUGGGAAUCCAGCACCCAAGUGUCUCUGUAGACUCUCCUCUUCCUUCCCCAACUUUGCCUCUUCCUCAUCACUUAGAAACAACAGGAGCCUUUGAAUCAACCUCACCUGACACGAGUCUAUCCUCUUCCUUGCAGAGCCCACAAGCCAUGGCUUCUAUGCCCCAGUCACUCCCUUGCUAUUCUUUGGGGCCCUGUUUUUGGUCAGAGUCCCCCAACCACAGUUCUGUCCAUCACUUUUCAGCUCUUUAAUGCCUAGAGGACCCCUGAGUUGUCCAGGGAUAGUGCCCCAGAGCAAGAAAGUAAGUCCCCUGGGAUGGAGCUAGUAUAUCUACUAGAGAGGGGAAUAAUAUUUCAAAAAUAUAUCCAAAAACCUGGCUGAAAAAUGUAUUUCUUGAA
Sceloporus undulatus (fence lizard) is the source of this 2662-nucleotide messenger RNA. RefSeq names its product ral guanine nucleotide dissociation stimulator like 3 (gene RGL3). Gene Ontology annotation, molecular function: guanyl-nucleotide exchange factor activity. Lineage: Eukaryota; Metazoa; Chordata; Lepidosauria; Squamata; Phrynosomatidae. The coding region runs from base 5 to 2515 and encodes 836 amino acids. The transcript is spliced from 17 exons. Gene Ontology annotation, biological process: positive regulation of GTPase activity; Ras protein signal transduction. Gene Ontology annotation, cellular component: plasma membrane. The record is from RefSeq and is a predicted model, not a curated record.